CCGACCAGCAACAACCACGAAUGCCGCCACCAUGCAUGUUAUAGAGUUGGUUAUUGAUGGGUACAAGUCGUAUGCCGUCCGGACGGUCAUUUCUGGAUGGGAUCCCGCCUUCAACGCAAUCACCGGUUUCAACGGCUCGGGGAAGUCAAAUAUCUUGGACGCAAUAUGUUUCGUAUUAGGGUUGAAGAAUUUCGCUACGGUCCGCGCGAAAGACAUGCAGGAUCUGAUUUACAAGCGCGGACAAGCGGGCGUAACGAAAGCAAGCGUCACCAUCACAUUCGACAAUACCGAUAAGAGCAAAAGCCCCUCUUCUUUGCCGGACUAUCUCAGGAGCGAGGAUAAGAUCUCCGUGAUGAGACAGAUUUCGCUAGGAGGAACCAGCAAAUACAUGAUCAAUGGCAGACGUGUUGCUAAGCCAGAUACCGUACACGCCAUGUUCGAGUCGGUCGGCCUCAACAUCAACAAUCCGAACUUCCUCAUUAUGCAGGGCAAGAUUACAAAAGUGCUGAGCAUGAAACCCGCCGAAACAUUGGGUAUGCUUGAAGAAGCGGCGGGAACACGAAUGUUUGAGGAUAGGCGACUAAAGGCCGAGAAGAUAUUGGAGAAGAAGGAGAUCAAGGUGAAAGAACUCGAGACGCUGCUCCAGGAGGAGAUCAAUCCCAAACUGGUCAGCUUGCGCGAGCAGGUGCAGAAAUACCAGGCGUUUCAGAAUGCACAGCAUGAUUUGGAACGGCUCACACGCCUACUGGUUGCAUACGAUCACUAUCACUACACAAGAGAGCAGCAACGGGUGGCAGAUGAACUGGAAAAGAUGAAGCAAGAAAAGGAGGAGCUGGAGACAUCUGCAGUGAGGUUGAAUGAGGAGAUCCAAGAUCUGGAAGAACAGAAAGCCGCGGUAGAAGCGAAACGCGAAAGUGAGUCUCGCAAGGAGGGGAGAUAUCAAGCCCUGGAGAAGGAAGUAGCGAGCCUCCGGAACGACCGUGAUCAACUGAAGGCGCAGAUGGACUCGAAAAAGUCCAGUAUAACGGAGGAGGCGGACAGCAUAAAACAACUGGAAGCGGAGGUCAGCUCGUUGGAGGCACAGCUGGUAGAGAAACGGAGUAAAUACGAGGCGAUACAAGAGAAAAACAGAGAAGCACACGAAAACCUGGCCAAGCAGAAAAAGGAGGUUGAGAAAUUGGAGGAACUCUUGCAGAGUCUCAAGACUGGUGUGGCCUCCAGAGAGGGCGAAGGGAUUGGCUACCAAGAUCAACUGCAGAAGGCUCGCGAUCGGGCGAAACAGGCGGCCAGCCUCCAGAAACAGAAGAAGCUUGAGAUCGAGGACCUGGAGAGGCGAAUCAAGGAAGAAGAACCGAAAGCAAAGAAGGCUAAAGCUGAUAACUCUGGUCUUCUGAAGAAUAUCCAAGCACUCAAGUCUGAUGCCGACCGCCUUAGAGCGAAGCUGGACAACCUCAUGUUUGAUCCAGACCAAGAGAAUAGGUGGCGCCAACAGGAGAAAACCCUCAGGACCGAGAUUCGAAGUCUCCAGAGUCAAGCUGAUGAGCUCAGAAGGAAAGUCGCCAACGUCAACUUCAGUUACACGGAUCCGAUCCCCAAUUUCGACCGGUCGCGCGUAAAGGGGGCCGUAGCGGAACUUGUUACCCUCGACAAGGAGAACUUCCCUGCUGGGACUGCUUUGGAGGUAUGUGCUGGCGGUCGACUAUAUAAUGUGGUUAUCGACAGUAACAGCACGGGUGCAUUGCUCCUGGACGAGAAGAGAUGCAAACUGAGCAAAAGGGUUACAUUCAUUCCCCUGGACAAGAUUCAAGCAUUCACAGCAUCGCCACAAGCAAUUCAGGCUGCUGAAAGGCUAUCUCGCGGAAGAGCAAAAUUAGCGCUAGCCUUGAUAGGGUAUGACGAAGAAGUGGAAGCUGCCAUGAAAUACGUUUUUGGAUCCACCUUCAUCUGCCAGGACACAGAAACCGCCAAGCUCGUCACCUUCGACCGUUCAGCAGGCGUGCUCAUGAAGAGUGUUACCCUAGACGGUGAUGUCUACGAUCCAGCCGGUACACUCUCUGGCGGUAGCGCGCCUCGGACCAGUGGAAUGCUCCUGACUUUGCAGAGGCUGCAUGAGCUUAAUGCGGAACUUGUGGCGAAGCAGAGAGCCCUUGCGGAGCUGCAAGAGCUGAUACAAAGGGAACAGAAGAACAUUGAGAUGGGGAAGAAUCUGCAGCAGGAGCUCGAACUCAAGUUGAACGAGAUCAACCUUGCCGAAGAACAUCUCAAUAGCAACUCUUCGUCCUCCAUCAUACAAAAUGUGGAGAACAUGAGGAAGAGUGUCGCAGAUUUGAAGGAAGGCAUAAAGGAGGCUGUCAAUGAUGAGAAGGCUGCCGAAGCAGAUGUGAAGCGCAUUGAGCGUGAUAUGAAGGAGCUCAACAGCAACAGGGGCAAGAAGCUGGGCGAACUCGAGGCAAACCUGGAUAAGCUGAAGAAGGCGCGCAAAGACACGGAAGCCAUGGUCAAGCCGCUGCAGGUGGACGAGCGCGAAGCCAUGGUCGAUCUCGACGAAUGCAAGGAUCGGCUAGAUAACGACAAGAAGAAGUUGCAGGAUCUUGCGGUCAGUAUAGAGGCGCAGAAGCAGGAGCUUGAGCAGCUGCAAGUGGAGUACCAAGCGGCGGAGAAAUCCCUGGAACGUUCGCAGGCGGAGCUCUUCCAACAGCAAGCGAAGCUCACCCGCUUCAACGACGAGAUCAAAGCGAUUGAGGGCGAAAUCAAAGCCAGGAAAGCCUCCAUCGCCGAGGGCACGCUGGCAGAAAAGCGACUGGGCCACGAGUUUGAGAAGGUGAAGAACGACCGACAGUCUAUGCAGCAGAAGAUCCGCGCACUAGAAAACGAGCACGACUGGGUUGUCUCUGAGCAGGCACGCUUCGGGCGCCCGGAUACUCCGUAUGAUUUCAACCAAGUCAACAUCAAAGCGGAACGCGAGUCUCGCAAACGCCAACAACAAGUCUUCGACACGCUGAAGAACAACGUGAACCCGAGGGUAAUGGCCAUGUUCGACGACGUCGACCGGCGCGGCAAGAGCGUCGAAGCGAAGCUCAAGCACGUCAAGAACGACAAGAAGAAGAUUGAGCAGACGGUCGCCAAGAUUCUCAAGCACAAGAAGGAGACGAUGCAGACGGCGUGGGAGCAGGUGAAUCGCGACUUUGGCCUCAUCUUCAACGACAUCUUGCCGGGCAGUUUUGCCAAGCUGGAUCCGCCCGAGGGCAAGGAGAUUAUCGAUGGAUUGGAGAUCAAGGUCAUGUUGGGUAAGGUGUGGAAGCAGAGUUUGAAUGAGUUGAGCGGUGGGCAGCGGUCCUUGGCAGCCAUUGCGUUCAUGAUGGCCCUGCUCCAGUACAAACCUGCGCCCAUGUAUAUUCUCGACGAGGUCGACGCUGCGCUGGAUCCCUCGCAUACGCAGAAUAUCGGCGUCUUGAUCCAGAAGCGGUUCAAGGGCAGUCAGUUCAUCGUGGUGAGUUUGAAGGACGGCAUGUUUUUGAAUGCGAAUCGCAUUUUCCGGACAAAGUUUGUGGAUAAUAGUAGUCGGGUGGAGAGGGUGAAGUAGGGUUGGAAGGUCGAGGGUAAUGAUCUUUUCAUGAGGGUGUCGUUUUCAUGGCAUGGUAUGUCUGGAUGGGAAGGGCUUUUUUGUGUAUGACGAGGUUGGGUGCAUCAUGAAACCAGGUUUGGAUGGCGUUAAGGUCUAGAGCAUGCCAGCGAGAAUAGGGCAUUCAUCGUCCAGUGU
Molecule: messenger RNA, 3760 nt
Organism: Westerdykella ornata
Lineage: Eukaryota; Fungi; Ascomycota; Dothideomycetes; Pleosporales; Sporormiaceae
Product: RecF/RecN/SMC N terminal domain-containing protein
Exons: 6
Coding region: 32-3583 (1183 amino acids)
Biological process (GO): chromosome organization
Cellular component (GO): chromosome
Molecular function (GO): protein binding; ATP hydrolysis activity; ATP binding
Source: RefSeq, a predicted model, not a curated record